Molecule: messenger RNA, 513 nt
Organism: Nicotiana attenuata
Lineage: Eukaryota; Viridiplantae; Streptophyta; Magnoliopsida; Solanales; Solanaceae
Product: NADH dehydrogenase [ubiquinone] 1 beta subcomplex subunit 2-like
Exons: 4
Coding region: 97-294 (65 amino acids)
Cellular component (GO): mitochondrial inner membrane
Source: RefSeq, a predicted model, not a curated record
CGAAUAGUUCUUCUUCUAACAGUUUAUUCGGAAAGCUCUAGAAGUCACCGAUUCAGCGACUGCGAGAACUGAAGCAUUUUGGAGAAAGGAAGAGAGAUGGGAGGUGGACACGGACAUGGCGUGACCUACAAAGGAAUUACUAUUCAUCAGCCUAAGCGUUGGCACAGUGUCACCGGAAAGGGAUUGUGUGCCGUCAUGUGGUUUUGGGUUCUCUACCGGGCCAAACAAGAUGGUCCUGUAGUGUUGGGCUGGAGGCAUCCCUGGGACGGCCAUGGCCAUGGUCAUGACCAUUAGAUGUGCUGGGGAAGCUGUGGCAGGAUUAUAAACCAAUAUGCUCAAUAUCGAUGUAUUUUCUUGGAAAUUCUAAUGAAUAUCUUUCAAAACAGUUGUGUUUUGUGUUCAAUAAAUCCUAUAAACUGGAGAACUUUUUAUGGAUGUCACUUGAUUCAUAAGAUGCUUGGUUUAAUCAACUCUUGAAUCAUAUUUUGCAUUAUGAUUGAACUGCUUUGCUUC